This is a messenger RNA of Penicillium argentinense, 2058 nucleotides long. RefSeq lists its product as uncharacterized. The transcript is spliced from 2 exons. The record is from RefSeq and is a predicted model, not a curated record. NCBI's taxonomy places the organism in Eukaryota, Fungi, Ascomycota, Eurotiomycetes, Eurotiales, Aspergillaceae. Bases 1 to 2058 code for a protein of 685 amino acids.
AUGGCGCCGCUGAAGAUCCGACAAAACCACUCCUUUACACCGUCGCCUCCACGCCCCCCAAAGGGACCAUACACCCUGCCAGUCAAUGUUCAAGCGCGGAUCAACCCAAAGGUUUUCGGUGCGCUGCUUGGGGGAACCGUGGGCAUAUUUAUCUUUGCCGUCUUAUUCUGGAAAAUCGGCAAGUAUAUUCGGUCGUUCAACCGGCACAGGGUGCUGCGAGAAGGCAAGCUGACGACUUCUCGGUACGCGAGGACGUGGUAUGGCUGGGUACCAUGGGAGACACACCAGAGGAACAAGAGUGUUCUUGCCCAUUCUUUCAAAUGGAUACUAGACUGGCUUUCCUGGGAGUCGAGCAGAACAGACUAUACCUGGAGCUACGAGCCUCCCCAUGCCGACGCAAUGUGGAACCCAGGACCACCCACGCAUUGUCACGGAGCUUUGAUGGGCAGCUUCGAAUCCCAGACUGAUGAUGCAACGAACGAUGGCGGAGUACAGUCCAUGAUGAACACGAGCGAGCCUCCAGGGUCGUCACAUAUGCGCAUGCUUGAAUCGACGGGAACCUCUAUUACUGAGGAACUGUUCACGCCUCCUGAGCAAAUGGAUGGGGCUUGCGACGGCCCUUAUAAUCGACAAAUAUCGGUGUCCGACAUCAAUGCACCGAUGCCAUGCAUUACCAAAAAGUUGGAUAAAUCGAGCGGAUUCAGACGAUAUACAGAUUCACCACUGAAUGCAGCUGCAUGGUCGACGCUGGAUCUCGAACAUUCAGGUGUGCGUGUGCCUCGGAAUCUUCGGGAUCGCUGCAAUACCCGAACUGGUCAAGGAAUUCACGUAGACGGCCAGAGUUUGUCACACUGUCCAGCACAAGUUUUUGAGCCUGCGAUGCACGCCCGUCGUGCGCAAUUGCGCAAAUGUCGAGCCUGGUCGGCAAAGAUGCAGGUCAAAGCCAAAAGUCGAACGUUACGCGCGAUACGAGAUUCAUCUGGUCCACCCGGGACUCCCUUCGUCGAAAUGUUAACCAGCUUUCUUUCGGAACAAAGCGUCUCGGAAAUCUUUAUGAAGCAGAAAUUCCGCAGCAAUAGCCGCCAGUCUAAUGCUGUGUCUGUCCAACGACCCAUCUCAAUUGACCAAAAGUCCCAGCGCGAGGCAAAGUUACCAGAUAGAGCGAAGAAAUAUCACACAACGCCAGUCAGGCUCCGUCCACGGCCAGGUCAAGCACCAGAAGCCGGUCGAAGACCAACUGAUACAUGGGAUUUUCCAUUGCACGACGACAGUAUCUUAUCUCCAAAUACGUCUCUCCGUAAAAUCUCGUUGUUCUCCAGAGGAGAAAAUACGAAGCCCUCGAAUCGCAUGAUAGGAUGGUCAGAGGAUGGACUUUGCGACUGGGAGGUGAAACUGGUGGAUGAACUGAACCGCAAGCUGGGAUGGAUUUUCGACGAGACUACACCUGGUCAGAAACCGUAUCAGUUCCCUCUGCUGGCAAACCAUUGGUUAAACCGUGAGACCUGGUUGGUGAUUGAUCCAGUAUCGCGAGUUCCCACCGAUUCGAGACGAGCGUGGGGAGACCCACGAUUCAACGUUCCCUAUCCAGAGCCAACCUAUAGCCCCAGACCGAAAUACUCAGGCCUCAUUCAUAGGCGCGCAUAUAACCCGCGGAUCGACUCAUGGCGCGCCGCAGUUAAUCGACAGAGAAAGGCAUCUGGACUCCGUGAUGCUGUUCGAACGGUGGAGCUCUACGAAGACUCGGUCGAGGAGCCGCCGGAUGGACAUCUCGACCCUGGAAGCUGGAUGUUUCCAAGACCCCCUCAGGGGUUCGAGGUGUCGACAAAACAGAAGAACGCCUGGUACGAAGGCGGAACUGGCUGGCAGGAGACACUCGAAGAUUGGCAGCAUGUUCCUCGAGGUUACCGAAUUCGAAAACUGUUGCAGGAGGGGCGUGUGAAUCGAAAUUGGGUGAAGAACGUUGCCAUGAAGGUCCACCGAUCCUGUCGCUCCGUGUCUCACAAGAUCAUUUCCCGAGAUAUCGAGCGAAUUCCCAGUCCUAGUUUGAGUGUAUCAUGA